This is a messenger RNA of Aspergillus novofumigatus IBT 16806, 501 nucleotides long. RefSeq lists its product as uncharacterized. NCBI's taxonomy places the organism in Eukaryota, Fungi, Ascomycota, Eurotiomycetes, Eurotiales, Aspergillaceae. The record is from RefSeq and is a predicted model, not a curated record. Bases 1 to 501 code for a protein of 166 amino acids. The transcript has a single exon.
AUGCCGGGCUCAACUGUCGAAAAGGAGUAUCGGCGCCGGAUUGCUGCAAUCAACGCGGUUACCGCUUUCUGUGAUGUGGAAGAGGGAUCACCCACGAGGCGACCAAACAUUACGCAGAAACGUCGCGCCUUGGAUGUCUUACCGUCUGCUCCCCCUGCGAAAAGGCAAGAAUCCACUUCAUUUGAGGAACAAAAGACCACUCUUUCCCAAGCAAUUGCGUCUGUCUGCAUUAAAGCUCGGCGUGAACGGCCGAACAUUUGCUUUCUUUGCCUGGGAAAUCCUCGUAUGCCGGAACGUGAGCGAGUCAAAGACUUUGGUACCCCUGGGUCCCUCGGCCGUCACUUUGUUGACUUUCACGCCAUACGAUAUCCGAAAGACAUGCGGGUCAAAUGCAGCAUCUGCAAGGAAGAGCUAGAGAGUAAGUCGGCAUUGAUGAACCAUGCUGAGAGAGUGCAUGGAACUGUAUCACGUCGGCCGUUGUCUGCCCUUGGCCCAAUUUAG